Coccinella septempunctata (seven-spotted ladybird) is the source of this 2165-nucleotide messenger RNA. It is a transcript of the gene Art7, whose product is annotated as protein arginine N-methyltransferase 7. The record is from RefSeq and is a predicted model, not a curated record. The transcript has 3 exons. Gene Ontology annotation, biological process: peptidyl-arginine methylation. Gene Ontology annotation, molecular function: protein-arginine omega-N monomethyltransferase activity. Bases 124 to 2145 code for a protein of 673 amino acids. Lineage: Eukaryota; Metazoa; Arthropoda; Insecta; Coleoptera; Coccinellidae.
UGCUUACGUCAAAUUCGCCGCCUUAACCUUAAAAAAAGUGUUAAAAAAAUUGCCGAUUUAAUGAAAAAGUGAACAUUCUUUUCAUACAUUCGUACGCAGUCAGAAUUUAAUUCCUUCAACGAAAUGGAAUUGUUGGUUGCGAAAAAAAAUAUCCUCACUGGAUCAAUAGAAUUAGUUUCAGAACAUGAGGACUUCGACUGUCUUCAAGAGAUUGCAAGAUCUUCUUUCGCUGAUAUGCUGCAUGAUACUGAAAGGAAUCAAAUGUAUGAAGCUGCUUUGAAAGUCGCUAUUGAAAAAAAACACAGGGAUGGGCAAAAAGCUGUAGUUCUUGACAUAGGAACUGGAACAGGACUUUUGUCGAUGAUGGCUGUGAGGAAUGGUGCAGACAAAGUAUCUGCUUGUGAGGCUUUUAAGCCAAUUAGUGAUUGUGCGGUCGACUUGAUAGAAUUGAAUGGCUUCAAGGAUAAAAUAAAAGUAAUUCCUAAGAAGUCGGUUGAUUUAACGGUAGGUGAAGAUGGGGAUUUAGAUGAGAAGUGUAAUAUUUUAGUUACUGAAGUUUUUGAUACUGAAUUGAUCGGAGAAGGCGCUCUGUCAACAUUCAAUCAUGCUCACGAAUUUUUACUCACAAAAGAUUGUAUAGUUAUACCAAAUUCCGCAACGAUAUAUGCACAAAUUGUGGAAUGCCCCUUUGCCCAUAAAUGGAAUAGGAUGGCCGAUGUGUAUGAUGAAGAUGGCCAGCUUCUGCUUGAAGUUCCCAACAGCAUAAAGUAUUGUUCUGGUUCUGCAGCUGUACACGACUUUCAAUUGAGUCAGUUAUCGAUAAAUUCAUUUAAAACCCUUAUGAAACCUACCCCGAUUUUCGAGUUCAAUUGGUCUAGUUACAUUCCAUUGAAGCGAACAAUUAUUAAGACUGCGAAAGCAGAAUGUGAUGGUAAAGCACAGGCUGUAUUUAUAUGGUGGGAUUUGAAAAUGGAUUUUGAAAAUAAAAUUAUACUCAGUUGUGCUCCAUAUUGGGACCAUCCUUUGUCUAGGAAUGAUAAGAGUGUUAAGAUUCCUUGGAGAGACCAUUGGAUGCAAGCAGCUUACUACUUUCCUAAGGAGAGAAAAUUCGUAGAAGGUGAAGAACUGAAUUUAUUGGCUGUCCAUGAUGAGUACUCUUUAUGGUUCAACAUAAAGAAGAAUUCGAAAUUUGAGGAAGAAGAGUAUGAUGUACCAUCUUGUAGUUGUUCGUUUCAUACAUUCCCAAGAAGUAGGAUUGCUCAAAUAAAUGACGGGCACAGAAAAAAAGUACUUAUAGAUGUCAUGAGACAUGAAGUGAAGGAUAAAAAUAUUUUGGUCAUAAGUAAUGGCUUUUACCUAAGUUUAAUUGCCUCAAAGUUCAAUGCAAACAAAAUUUAUAUUUUGGAUGAUAACUGUUACUCUUAUAGAAUAAUGCUAGAUUUCAUUUUGGAAAAUAAUCUAAACAAUGUACUUUUGUUUAAAGAUCUCAAGCAUUUGCUGAUCAUGGUACCGCAUGGUUCUAUAGAUGUAGUUUUAUCAGAACCUUAUUUCACUUCAAGUAUUCUGCCCUGGGACAAUGUGCACUUGCAUUUCGUCUUGAAAAAAGUUAAAUCAAUUCUGAAGGAGGAUGUGAAAAUCUUCCCCAAAGCUGCUUGUGUCAAAGCAAUAGCUGUUCAAUUUGAUGAUCUUCACAAAAUCCGUGCACCUUUGAAAGAAUGUGAGGGUUUCAAAAUGGUUAACUUUGAUAAAUUGAUACAGGAAUCUUCAAAUAUAUGUGAUGAAAUGGUUGAAGCUCAACCACUGUGGGAGUAUCCUGCAACAGCUUUGAGUUCAGUUAAAGAGCUUUUCCGUAUGGAUUUUUCUAGAGAUAACUCAAUAGUCCAACAUUCAUCAGGAUAUCUGCAAAUUGAGAGUAAGCAAGAAUGCAAUGGAGUUGUUGUUUGGGUAGAGUGGUUACAUGGUGAAACAAACGAUCAUAAUGUGAUUUCUACCGGUGCAAUCGCCACGCCAGAGAUAGGAAAGAAGAUAAAAUGGGAUGUGAACUGUAGGCAAGCAGUCUGUCUUUUUGAAAAUAAACUGGUUGAAUCUCUGAGGUAUCAAUUUAAGAUAGAUCUCAUUCAUGGUCGUGUAAACUUUAUCUGCUAAUAAAUAUAUUUUUCUACUAA